AUGUUGUCGAACUGGUCCGAUUAUUUCCUCGGGGUCAGCGAUCGCGGGAUGCGUGUCGGAUCGCCCUCGGUGGGUUCUACCUUUCGUGGCGAGAUUCGUGAAAUCGUGUCUGAGUUUCUGAACACUGGACUGGCUUGGGACCACAUCGAGGAACUGUGCCGGCGAGAGGGGGUGGAGUUCGUGUUCUGCUCCCCCGAGUUCAGCGAUCGAGUGAAGAAUUGCGAAAGCGUGAAGGAAGUGUUCACAUUCGGCCCGGGACCAAAGGGGACCGUCGAGGCAAGGACUCUCUACGAGGACGACGAGAGCAAUUUCCCUGACCAGUCUGGGAUCCGGCCGGGCUCGGACCUCGCAGCGAUCUUCUUCACCAGCGGGACGACGGGGCCGCCCAAGACCAUCGAGCACACCCACGCCUCCAUCAUCGCCGGAUGCCUCAACGUCAACAGGUCGGGACCCGGACCGGUACAGGUGGGGAUAAUCCUAGGUGGGGUAUCGUGUGAAGCUUUUGACUACCUCAAAGGUGGAACUGGUCCCGCUGGUCAGUGGCAAUCGGGGGCUAGAAGCGUGAGGACGGUCUGUCCCUACCACUUCGCGCUCAUCUCCGGAUACAUGACGUCCGUGCUCUCGUUGCUGGGGGGUGUCCACCUCGUCUUCGCUCCAGCCGUCCGCUUUCGCUCGCUCUUGGCGGCCAUCCAGCGAUUCGAGCCGAGCGUGCUGUCGGUGACACCCAGGGAGAUGACUUCCCUCGCUCGGAGCGACGAGACGGCGGAGUUCAAGCUGGACAGUCUCACGGCCGUCUCUUACGGGGGGACUCAUCUCGGGAAGGUGGUCAGGGAUCGACUGAAGAUGAAGUUCCCGAACGUCAAGGCUUUCGUCGAGGUGUACGCCUCGACGGAGGCGGUGGGGCUGGCAGGGACGUACUUCGGAAUGAUCGGAGAUAAGGAAGGAUCCGUGGGGCCCCUGGCCCCCUUCACGGAGGCGAAGGUGGUGAAGCCAGAGACGUGGGAGGCGCUUGGACCCGGGGAGAAGGGGGAAUUGUGCUAUCGCACUCCGGCUCUCAUGCGAGGGUAUCGGUCUCCGGCUGGGUUGACUCAAGAGGUGAUCCACGAGGAUGGGUUCUACCGCUCGGGGGACUACGGCUACAUCGACGAGGACGGAUACGUCUAUAUCGUGGAUAGGGUGAAGGAGCUCAUCCCCGUGUCGUCAGAGGAUGGAAAGAGCAUCGUCCUGGUGUCUCCGUCGGAGAUCGAGGACUGUUUGUACCAACACCCAGACGUGGAGAGGGUCGGUGUAACUGGGAUCCCAGUGUCGGCGGAGACUCCGGAUACCCAAGUCCCUUGGGCCUUCGUCCAGCUGAAAAAUCAGCGAUCUAAGUCCACUGAGACAGCUAAGGAACUUCAAGACUUCGUCUCUCGUCGACUGAGCGAGGAGCUGUGGCUGAAGGGGGGCGUGGCCUUCCUGGACGAGGUCCCCCUCACACCGGCCGGGAAGGUGAAGAGGAGGGAGCUCCAAGUCCUGUCUCGGGCGUAGUUGCGGGUCGCAAGAGCUCUCACCAGACUGACUUCUCUUUUUUUUUUUUUAAAUGGGAAUUAUUUUUUUUAUUCCGUAAACCC
Messenger RNA from Darwinula stevensoni, 1610 nucleotides. Lineage: Eukaryota; Metazoa; Arthropoda; Ostracoda; Podocopida; Darwinulidae. The record is from the annotation of a GenBank genome assembly.